Sesamum indicum (sesame) is the source of this 2960-nucleotide messenger RNA. The record is from RefSeq and is a predicted model, not a curated record. Lineage: Eukaryota; Viridiplantae; Streptophyta; Magnoliopsida; Lamiales; Pedaliaceae.
UGUGUGUGUGUGUGUGUGAAUAUAGAGAAGGGGUGGAAAUUAGGGAGAGGGAACUGAAAAGCUGAAGAGGGGGAACGGAAGAGGACUGCGGUAGAAUGAGCAGCACAAGAGUGCUGAAAUCUGCUGUAUUUUCUCCUGCACCACUCUUACACUCGUUGAAAUCCUUCAACAGAUUUCUCAGUAGUGAGAACAGUCUUGAAGGAUUGAUAGCCGACCAAGAAAUCAGCGAUUCCAUUGACGCACCCAACCAUCACCCUGCCGCCCAAUGUUUUACCUCCCAAGACUUGGCGUUUCUGAGGGACUCCAGUUCUGAUGCCAAAGUUGCUGACUUUGAGUCUCGUAAGUGCUUAACCGAUGCUUUUUCAAUAAUAAGUGCCAUUAAGAAUUUUAAUGAUGGGUUGGGAGAGAAGUCCCAGAAAUUCCUUAGGCAGUUUAGAGAGAAACUUGAUGAGAAACUGGUGGUUGAUGUCUUGAGAAAUGUGGAAAGUGCUGAAUUGGGUGUUAAGUUUUUCAUGUGGGCUGGGAGGCAAAUAGGAUAUACUCAUAGUAUGGCUGUUUAUGAUGCUUUGCUAGAGUUACUAGGUGGAAAUAAGAACGACAAAGUGGCAGAUAAUUUUCUACGUGAGAUAAAGGAUGAAGAUAGUGAGGUGCUGGGGAGAUUGCUUAACGUAUUGAUUAGAAAGUGUUGCCAUAAUGGGAUGUGGAAUUUGGCACUGGAGGAGUUAGGAAGGCUCAAGGAUUUCGGGUACAAGCCCACAAGAGCAACGUACAAUGCUCUGAUAAAGGUGUUCUUGGAGGCAGGUAAGUUGGAUGCUGCUUCUUUGCUUCAUAGGGAGAUGUUAAAUUUGGGAUUCAAGAUGGACAUACAUAUCUUGGGCUGUUUUGUGCAAUUUUUAUGCAAAAUAGGUAAAUGGAGAGAUGCUCUAAAUAUGAUGGAGAAGGAGGAGGCUCAGCCUGAUACUGUAAUUUAUACCAAAAUGAUAACGGGUUUGUGCGAGGCCUCUCUGUUUGAAGAGGCUAUGGAAUUCUUGAAUCGGAUGCGAGCAAGUUCAUGUGUUCCUAAUGUUGUUACAUAUAAGAUUUUGCUUUGUGGGUGUCUAAAUAAGGGGAAGCUAGGUAGAUGUAAAAGAAUUCUCAGCAUGAUGAUAGCAGAAGGUUGUCAUCCAAGUCCCAAGAUAUUUUGUUCCCUUGUCCAUGCCUAUUGUAAAUCUGGAGAUUAUUCUUAUGCGUAUAAGUUACUGAAGAGAAUGAUGGAUUGUGGUUGUAAGCCUGGCUAUGUAGUCUAUAAUAUAUUUAUUGGAAGUGUUUGUGGUAAUGAGGAGAUUCCAAGUCUGGAUGUGUUAGAAUUGGCGGAAAGAGCUUACAGCGAAAUGCUUGAGGCCAGAAUAGCAUUGAAUAGAGUCAAUGUUAGCAAUUUUGCCCGCUGUCUUUGUGGGGUUGGGAAGUAUGAAAAAGCAUAUAACGUAAUUAGUGAAAUGAUGUUGAAUGGAUUCAUCCCGGAAGCUGGCACAUACAACAAAGUAAUUGGUUUUCUCUGUGAUGCAUCACAAGUAGACAAGGCACUUCUAUUGUUCCAAGAAUUGAAAAAGAAUGGCAUUGUCCCAAAUGUCUACACUUACUCAAUUAUGAUUGAUAGGUUUUGUAAAGCUGGCCUGAUACAGCAGGCUCGUUGCUGGUUUGACGAAAUGGUGAGAGAUGGAUGUACCCCAAAUGUGGUCACCUACACUGCAAUCAUACAUGCUUACCUUAAAGCUAGGAAAAUAUCUGAUGCGAACAAGGUUUUUGAGAUGAUGCUGUCACAAGGAUGCCCCCCAAAUAUUGUAACUUUCUCUGCUUUGAUUGAUGGCUACUGCAAAGCUGGACAUGUAGAGAGGGCUUGCGCAAUAUAUGAGAAAAUGAGAGGAAAUGCCAAUGUCCAUGAUGUAGAUAUCUACUUUACGAUUUCUGAUGAUAGUAGUAAAGAGCCAAAUGUUAUUACCUAUGGAGCUCUCAUUGAUGGUUUAUGCAAAGUGCAUAGGGUCAGAGAGGCCCAAAAUCUGUUAGAUGCAAUGAAAGCUGAAGGUUGUGAGCCAAAUCAUAUUGUUUAUGAUGCUCUUAUUGAUGGAUUUUGCAAGGUCGGAAAACUAGAUGAAGCACAGGAAGUAUUUGCUAAGAUGGCAGAACGUGGAUACAGUCCAAAUGUUUAUACCUACAGCUCUUUAAUUGACAGAUUGUUUAAAGAUAAACGUCUGGAUCUUGCUUUGAAAGUAUUGGCUAAAAUGCUAGAAUAUUCUUGCCCACCUAAUGUUAUUACUUAUACAGAGAUGAUCGAUGGCCUUUGUAAAGUUGGGAAGACAACCGAAGCAUACAAACUGAUGUUGAUGAUGGAGGAAAAAGGUUGUAAACCUAAUGUUGUUACUUAUACUGCCAUGCUGGAUGGCUUUGGAAAGGCUGGUAAAGUGGAUAAAAGCCUUGAACUCUUCGAGUUGAUGGCCAGCAAAGGAUGUGCUCCUAAUUAUAUCACAUAUAGGGUCUUAAUAAAUCAUUGCUGUACUGCUGGACGCUUGGAUGAGGCUUAUCAACUUUUAGAGGAGAUGAAACAAACUUAUUGGCCAAGUCACUUAGCAAACUAUCAUAAGGUCAUAGAAGGCUUCAGCAAGGAAUUCUUAGUGAGUCUUCAAUUACUAGAUGAAAUGGAAAGCAAAGAUUCUGUUCCCCUUAUUCCAGUUUACAAAGUUCUGAUUGAUAGCUUUCAGAGAGCUGGAAGGUUGGAAAUGGCUUUGCAGCUGCAUAAAGAGUUUUCAUCAUUGUCACCACCUUCAUCUGCUGACAAGAAAGUGUAUUCUUCUUUAAUAGGGGGCCUGUCAGCUUCAGGUAGAGUUGACGAGGCAUUUGAGUUGUAUGCAGACAUCAUAGGAAAAGGUGAAAUUCCUGAGUUUGAUGUCUUCAUUGAUCUCAUCAAAGGGCUUCUAAAGGUUAAC